GUAGCUCUAUGCAGAUGAGUACACGUGAGUCCUCGCUGGCGUGCUCUCAUCGCCACCCCAGACGAAGGUGUCCACAUCGAGCCAUCUUUCUACCGAAAUGGAGUUGGGAAACAUGGCUGCCCCAGAGCAAGUGGUAGUCCAGCAGGCAGUGCGGCCUGGAAGGGUCUUCGAUCCCGUGGCCCUCGGAUUGGGGAAGAAUUUCCGCCUCACUCGCUUUGCAGACUUGAAGGGAUGAUCUUGCAAGGUCCCCCAGGAGGUUCUGCUCAACCUCUUGGAGGGGCUGCAAAAUCAGACGAUCCCAGAGGAGCAGGGGCAGUUUUUGCCGCCUCAUUUCGCUCCGAUAGGGAUCGGCAUGGACAGCUGUGUGAUCCCCCUACGCCACGGUGGACUCUCCCUGGUGCAAACAACAGACUUCUUCUACCCCCUAGUGGAUGACCCCUACAUGCAGGGUAAGAUAGCGUGUGCGAAUGUGCUGAGUGACCUGUAUGCCAUGGGAGUGAAGACGUGUGACAACAUGCUGAUGCUUCUCGGUGUCAGCAACGAGAUGUCGGAUAAAGAGAGGGACACCGUCGUGCCCUUCAUCAUCAACGGAUUCAAGGAUCUAGCAGAAGAAGCCGGCACCAUGGUCCAGGGAGGCCAGACUGUUCUCAACCCGUGGCUCACUAUAGGCGGGGUGGCCACAACCGUCUGUCCACCCAACGAAUUCAUCGAGCCGGGUAACGCUGUCGUCGGUGACGUGCUUGUGCUGACCAAACCUCUCGGCACGCAGGUGGCAGUCAACGCUCACCAGUGGUUGGACGAGCCUGAGAGGUGGAACCGGAUUCGUCUGGUUGUGUCAGAAGAGGACGUGGAGAGAGCGUACCAGGAGGCCAUGUUCCUCAUGUCCAGGCUCAACAGGACAGCUGCGAAACUGAUGCACAAGUACAACGCACACGGCGCGACGGACAUCACGGGAUUCGGGCUGCUGGGUCACGCCAAGAACCUGGUUCAGCACCAGAAGAACGAGGUCUCCUUCACCAUCCACAACCUCCCCGUCAUCGCCAAGAUGGCAGCCGUCGCCAAGGCCUGUGGGAACAUGUUCCAGCUUCUACAGGGGUACUCUGCCGAAACAUCAGGAGGAUUGUUGAUCUGCCUUCCCCGUGAGCAGGCCGCGUCGUUCUGCAAAGACAUCGAGGGAGAAGACAAGCUACAGUCCUGGAUCAUCGGCAUCGUGGAGAAGGGCAACCGGAAGGCUCGAAUCAUCGACAAACCUAGAGUCAUCGAAGUCACCCCAAAGAUAGCGUAGAGUCUGUAGUUUUAUCCACGUAAG
Molecule: messenger RNA, 1309 nt
Organism: Branchiostoma belcheri (Belcher's lancelet)
Lineage: Eukaryota; Metazoa; Chordata; Leptocardii; Amphioxiformes; Branchiostomatidae
Product: selenide, water dikinase-like
Exons: 9
Coding region: 353-1285 (310 amino acids)
Biological process (GO): L-selenocysteine biosynthetic process
Cellular component (GO): cytoplasm
Molecular function (GO): ATP binding; selenide, water dikinase activity
Source: RefSeq, a predicted model, not a curated record